CGCAAGGAAAACGAAAAGACGAGAAACAAGGACAGAGAAAGUAAACAAGGAAGAGAAAGAGACAGAGAUUGAGUUGUGUCUUCUGUAAUCUUCAAGAAGGUUUAGAGAGACUAAACAGAUGAAGGAUGGCUUGAUAUCUGGAAAUAGGUUUGCUUUCCUUUGCCAGGAUAUCAUGGAACUUGAGUCCUCAAUUAGAUCAAUCUGCCAACAAAAUCUGUUGUAAUGCCCUUAACAGGGUUUGGAGAACACAACAUAUACUUUAAGAGUCAGGUUUGAGAGGUAGGAGAGUGGCCUGUAAUAUACUGACUGGAAGAUACUGAAGAAACUACUUCAAUUCUGGCAUGGAUCUGAACACUGAAGAAGGAUCCAAUACUGACAAUUCAGAUGAGGAAAUUGAGUACACAAAUUUGAUAGAAGAGGCAGAAUUGCAAGAUUGUACACGAUACAGAGGGAAGCUAUAUAAGGAUUUGACAUUAGAGGAUUUGAAGGGAGUUGAGUUUAAUAGCAUCGAGGAAGUGGACAACUUCUAUAUUUACUAUUCCCUAGCCAAGGGGUUUAGUGUAAGGAAGUAUAAGCUCGACAAGAACCGUUCUGGUACACAAGUUAUUAGAAGAAAGUUGGUUUGCUCAAAGGAAGGUAAGCGAAAAUCUGCCCGGAAAGAUACUAUUAGUCAUCAGCAAGGGUCAAAGGGGAAACAUGACAAUAGUCAGCAUUGUCAACAGGAACUGAUGGUGAUCAGUGGGCAGAACCCUCACAAAAAGCAGUGCACUUACACCAGACGAACAACAAGAAUGAAUUGUCCAGCAAGUUUUACUGUUAGGCUGUGUACCAAAAGGGGGGUGUACUAUGCCUCAGAGUUCAUAACUGAACACAACCAUGCUUUGGCUGCACAUCGUCAGUCUCAAAGUUUGCACCUCAGAAAGCAUGAUGUUACUCAGGUUAAUGCAUCGAGGAAGGUUUCAGUGAGAACAUGCGAUGCUUAUGAGUUCUUAGUUCACCCAGUCAGAGGGUAUGAGUUUGUUCGGUUAUACAACAAACCACAGGGUGAAAGGAAAGAAGUUGUGAUGGAUGGGGAUGUGCAAUCAUUGGUAACUUGGAUGAAUCUCAAGGCAAUGGGGGACCCCCAUUUUUAUUGCAUAUUCAGUGUUGAUAAAGAGGGGAGGCUUGCAAAUUUGUUCUGGCGAGAUGGGCAGUCGUUAAUGGAUUACAAUGCUUUUGGUGAGGUAUUGAUUUUUGACAGCAGUGAAAAAUGCAACAUGUAUGGCAAGACCUUGGCUGUAUUUGUCGGGUGUAAUAACCACAGAGCCACAGUCCUUUUUGGUUGUGCAUUGUUAGUAGAUGGAACUGAGGAAACUUAUGAUUGGGUUAUUACAAGCUUUCUGACCUCCAUGCAUGGGAAAAAACCAACUUCAGUUAUCAUAAAUAGUGAUGCAAUAUUCAAUGUGGUAACAAAGUUUAUACCAGAGGCCAGACACCGACUUUGUGCAUGGCAUGUGGGGAAAAAUGGGUUUCAGCAUUUGAAAGAUGUGGAUACACUGAGACAUUUUUACUAUCUGAUUUUUGCUGGUCUUACUGUUGAAGAAUGGGCAAGGGCUUGGCAGUACUUUGUGACAUUGAACUGCCUGGAGCACAAUGAAUGGGUGACUGAUAUGUAUCAUAAACGUGAAAGGUGGGGGGAGGCCUUUUUCCGAGACCAUUUUUUUGGAGCAAUCUGCAGCACCCAGCGAUGUGAGGAGAUCCAUAGAAAUCUUGAAGAAGGUAUUGACCUUUAUAUGAACAUGUAUGAGGUGUUGCCCCGGGUGGAGAAAGCGAUUGAGCGGAUAAGAAAUCGGGUUCUACAGGAUGGUUACCGAUCACAGAACUAUAGCCCAGUAUGUGGAAACCACAUGCGUUGUUUGCAGGAGGAGAUCAGUAAAAAAUUCACCCGUGACAUAUUUCUUUUAAUCCAAGAGCAGAUUAAUUUUGAGUCCAACUUUGUUAUUGGGCAGAGAGGUGUUCAUCCAAAAACAGGUGCAUCAUUGAUUUCGCUGAUGCAAUAUGGUAAGCCUGAUCAUAUGUGGACUGUGUCGUACCAGUCUGAUGAAAGCAACCCAACAUUUGUGUGUUCUUGCAAACUGUUCGAAUCUGAUGGCAUUCCAUGUUGUCACAUUUUUGCCGUCAUGAAAUUUGAGAUGCUUACAACAUUCCCAGAAUCGCUGGUGAAUAAAAGGUGGACAAAAGAAGCCACUGUUAAGCGGACAUUACCAAGUUCUGGCUUGGUUAGUAAUAUGUCUGUGCAGAUCACGCGGUAUGGUGAAUUAAUGGCAGAAUGUGCUAAAAUCUGCCAUAUUUCUUCCUAUAGUGAGGAGGGGUACAAUGAGACCAAAGAAGCUCUGAGCCAGCUGAAAAUACGAUCCCAAAAAUACUGGGGUGGAAAUGAGUUUCAAGAUAGUGUCCUUUCCCACAACCAGCCCAUGAAUUUGACUCAUCACCCCGAAGAAGCCCGGGCAUUUGAGUUUUUUGCUGGGUAUGAGAAAAGUAAAAAUGCUGCUUUGGGCUCCAAAAUAAGUGGACUUCCAGAUUUCUUUCAAUACUUCAGGCCCUUUCCCAAUGUGUGACAACCUUUGCAGGCAUCAGACGCCGAGAAAAACUGAUCUUCGAUUCAAGUUCAUGCAUAGGUGGGAAAUAUUAUCUGCCUCAACUGUUCAUGAUAGUCUGGUAAUAGUUGACUCUUAUUAUUUUAGUGCGCAUGGCCGUGAAACUAAGUGCAUAUUUGGGAGAUGGGGGCAAAGCCUUGGAUUAUCGACAAUUUUUAUGGCUACUUCAAAUUCAGGUGUACACUGUCAUCUGUUUUCCAGGGGACAUGAAAUAGUUCAGCUACCUCCACAUCAUGCCGUAAACAAGCUUCACUUCAGAACAUGUAAUUGAAUUGGUUGUAGACUUGUAGUACUCGUUCGUUGGCAGAACAAUCUACAAGGAAGAUAUAUAUUUAUCAUACAUGUUGGACAAAUGCAACCUGCCCGUGCUAAUUUUUUUUCUUAUUGUGUAAGAUAACAGACAUGUUAGUUCUUCUUUUCACUGUUAAGUAAUUUCAAAUUUCUACUUCAAGUU
Messenger RNA from Argentina anserina (silverweed cinquefoil), 3090 nucleotides. Its product is annotated as protein FAR1-RELATED SEQUENCE 5-like. The transcript is spliced from 5 exons. Gene Ontology annotation, biological process: regulation of DNA-templated transcription. Gene Ontology annotation, molecular function: zinc ion binding. The record is from RefSeq and is a predicted model, not a curated record. Bases 342 to 2597 code for a protein of 751 amino acids. NCBI's taxonomy places the organism in Eukaryota, Viridiplantae, Streptophyta, Magnoliopsida, Rosales, Rosaceae.